Molecule: messenger RNA, 603 nt
Organism: Debaryomyces fabryi
Lineage: Eukaryota; Fungi; Ascomycota; Pichiomycetes; Serinales; Debaryomycetaceae
Gene: RRS1
Product: Rrs1p
Exons: 1
Coding region: 1-603 (200 amino acids)
Biological process (GO): ribosomal large subunit biogenesis; ribosome biogenesis; ribosomal large subunit export from nucleus
Cellular component (GO): nucleus; nucleolus; preribosome, large subunit precursor
Molecular function (GO): protein binding
Source: RefSeq, a predicted model, not a curated record
AUGUCAGAACAAGAAUUUAAGCCUGUAACGGUCGAUAAACCCAUUCCAAACACCUAUGAUUUGGGUAACUUGGCUACAUUUGAUCCAAAUCCUUUGGAUAAUGAAAAAUUAAAAGAUGGAUCUCAGAAAGAAGAAUACUUAGCAUCUGUUACCAGAGACAAUGUACAAUUAUUAAUCAACCAAAUAUUAUCUUUGCCUGUCAAGACUACAACUGAUAGUCAUGGAUCUUCUACAGGUCAAAAUUCCACCAUGACUUUGAUUCAAUUACCUGAUCCAACCACCCAGUUACCUAGAGAAAAAGCCAUUCCAAAGACCAAGGCACCUACAAAAUGGGAACAAUUUGCUGCCAGAAAAGGUAUCAAGGCUAAGGCUAAGGAUGGUAAGAUGGUAUACGAUGAAGCAACUGGUGAAUGGGUUCCUAAGUGGGGUUACAAGGGUAAAAAUAAGGAACUUGAUGAUCAAUGGUUAGUCGAAGUUGACGAUAAAGUUAAAGGUACAGAAGAUGAAUUAAUUGAUCCAAGAACCUUAAACCGUGCGGAAAGAAAGAGAUUAAUUAAGAAGAAUGAAUUACAACAUAAACGUAAUUUAAAAAACCAAUCUUGA